Molecule: messenger RNA, 7842 nt
Organism: Medioppia subpectinata
Lineage: Eukaryota; Metazoa; Arthropoda; Arachnida; Sarcoptiformes; Oppiidae
Source: the annotation of a GenBank genome assembly
AUGAGUGAAGUGGAAUUGGAUGGCCUCCCGCUCAGGAAGGAUGCCCUCAAACAUCUCGGUCUUCCUUUAGAGAUAAUCAAUGGAUUUAUCGGCAAAAUCAGUCUUAAGAUCCCUGUCUAUCGACUGAAGAGUGAGCCGUGGGUUAUAUCUAUCGAUGAGCUGUAUUUAAUUGGUCGACCCAUCACUGACUUUAGUUAUAACGAAGAAGAAGAGGCGAAGAGCGAACAGGACCUGAAGAUCAGUCAAUUGGAUUCAAUAGAGUCGCGUUGGAAAGCAAUACACGAGUCGACUGAGAAGGAGUCGCAAUCAUAUUACGCCUCGUCUUACCUCUCGUGGCGUAACUAUGGCUCCAAUUUUGUGAGUAAUAUCAUUGAAAACGUUCAGUUGAAGAUCAGAUCCGUUCACAUCCGAUAUGAGGACAGCUCGACAAUAGCCGGCAUUCCAUUUGCGGCCGGAAUUAUCAUUAAGAAUCUGUCGGCGCACUCGACGGAUGAGAAUUGGGUGCCGAAGUAUGUGACACGAGAUAACUCGGAAUACAUGAGAAAACUGUUAGAACUCGAAGGCUUUAGCGUCUAUUGGGACACAAAUACACAACUUUUCAGUCAUUUGGAUUUGCAGGAAAUGGUGACUAAAAUGCGUCAGCAUUUGGACAGCGGGUGUGAUAUGAACGGAGCCCCUGUGGAUCACGAGUACAUUCUGGCGCCCGUAAGCGGUAAGGCUUUUCUCAAACGCAACUGUUCUGAGAAGCCGUUAACGUGUCGAGCAGUGCCACGAACUGUGAUUGACCUGCAGUUGGAUCAGGUGCCAGUCCUUCUCACUGCCAUUCAGUACAAACAUAUUAUGGAGUGGAGUAUUGCCUUCAACAGAGCCAACACUGUUUGGAAGUAUAGGAAAUGGCGGCCAAAUGUGUCGCCGAUCGGCAAUUCAAAGCUCUGGUGGAAGUUUGCGAUCGACGCCAAUAUGCGAGCCUAUAGGGAGAGGCGGAGGCGUCGGGACUGGACUUUCAUUCUUAAUAGAUCGCGAGAUAUUGUCAAGUAUUGUGAGUUGUAUUGCAUUCAUCUCUUACAUCCCGAAAGUCUGACUCGAGAUAUGAGAUUAGUUAAGGAAAGGAUUGAAUACGAGCUCUCGUUUGAAGAGAUUUGUUGUUUGCGUGAAAUAGUGUUUUCCAAAUGUGAUAUCAGUGAACAAAACAGUGACAUUCAGACAUCGAGUGAACAUUAUUUAUCGCUCAACUAUUGGUUUCCCAAUUGGUAUAAUAUACCAAAUGAUAAAAGUGAGACCAGUAGUAGUGAUGCCGAGCCCGACAUCAGUGAUAAAGUGAACGGUUUGAGUGUAACGGAUGUCGCGACUCAUAACUCGGUGACCAACUUCUCGAGUAUUGACGAUAUAUUUGUGACCAGAGAUGCCGUUUUCGGUCAAUUGAACUUUUCAAUAACCAACGCCUCGUUUGCUUUAAUGACAUUUUCAGACAAUCCUUCUUCGCCUACAUUUGCUUCCGAGAAAUUGAUGAAUAAUUUAAUGGAAUUUGAGUUUUCAAACGUCAAAAUCGGUGUCGAAAUCUGUAAUUCAAAUCUGUGUGACUAUGAAUCCAACACUUGUACUGAUCUCGUGUUUCGGACACAAAAGUCUAUUCCAAGUGCCGAAGAGACCAGUAUUCAAAUGAAUCUACUUUUUGAGUGCCAUUAUCUAAAUCUUGUUCUAUUGAGGACUAAAAGUGCUAUCAUUGCUGAAAACGACGCCUCAAAGCUGGCGACCGCUUCUCUCAAUGGCUGUCAAAUCAAAAUCAAAAUCGCUUCAAACGAGUUGGGAAUUGAUGGACAACUCGACGGCUUACAGGUCAUAGACCUCGUCACAGAUCAGACUAAUAACAAACACAAGCGUGUCGUUAGUAUUGGUCGCCAGAUAUCACUCAAUGAUUCCGUUAGAGAACAGAAAGCCUUUAAAUUAACUAUAAAUGAGAGCUUAGAUGAAGAAAAGGCGCUCUUCUUUUCGAUUCGUCGACUUUUUGGUGAAAAUAUACUGAAAGUAAACGUCGAAAUGGCAUCUCUUUGUUACGUCCACUCCAAUCGAUUGGUCUACGAGUUGGCCCUCUGUUUGCAAAACAUCAAAAAAUAUAUGACUGUCUUCUCGGAGAGAGUGAAGGCCGCGGCCACUGAAGUCGCCUUAGGAAUCGUAACGAAGACUAAAUCUGUUUCGACCCUUCGGUCAAGAGUUUCGUCGGCUUUCAUUGAGGACUUCCGACUGAACGUGUAUUUGCAAACUCCAGUCAUAAUACUGCCCACAUGUCCAUCAAGUUAUGAAGUAAUGGUCGGCCAUUUGGGGCACAUAUCACUCAAAAACCACAUCUGUUCUGAUUAUCGACACCUAAAGAAUGGUAAUAAAAAUCACGUGAUAUCCGCCGAGAUUCGUGACCUGAGUCUCUAUUCUCUCGACUGUUCGAAGAAUAUUAAAAAAGGCAAUCAUUUGAUGAGUUUGAAUGUGGAAGAGCUCUAUUCGUGCAAACCUUUCGGUAUAUCUAUAUUACAGGAAACUAUUAUCGAAAUCAGUGUCGAAAAUAAAGACAUCGCACCGAAGACUGACAAGUCUGUGGACGAGUCGGGUUUGAAUGCCGUCACAUCUGUUGCCGACUUGAAUGCCACCAAAUUCUCAGUGAAUGCAUCAAAGUUUCACAACACACACAAAGAAUUGGUUCUAACGCUUGACAUACCAAACAUCAAUUUCCGUCUCUCCUAUAACGAUAUGCUUAUGUUUUGGCACAUUAUUAACUCGAUAUCAUAUAAUCCAUACAAUGAAACUACGGGUGAGAAAUCUAAUAGUCGUUCGCCAGAUGUGUACGCGUUGUCGUCGAGUGUUAGACAACUGGAAGCGUUGGGAUUUGUUCACGAAGACUGUGUUCGAGCACUGGGUAUAUGCGGUGGAGAUAUCAGUGAAUCUGCCAUUUGGUUGACUCGAAAUGCCAAAUAUAAGUGGGAAAAAGGCGGUGAAAAUGUUAACAAUAACAGUCUCGUCAGAACGCGUUCUCAAAACCAAUCGCUUUACUCGAGUUUUUCCAUAAUCGAAGUGCGGAUACAAAACGGAACACUUUGUUUGAUCGAUGAUUGCAAUGAAACCGAUGUUCCGCUUCUGGAACUAAACACCAGUGACUUUCGACUUAUGCAACACAACACUGAACCCAUUUUGGAGGGAUUCUCUGAAAUGACAUUUUCCUGUGAUUACUUCAAUAGAGCGCUCUCGGGUUGGGAGCCAUUCAUCGAGAAAUGCAAAUUCCAGUUGACAUGGAAUUGCAUCGAACGGCCCAUUCAUAUAAAGACAUUGGAUUCGCACAAAAAGAAGAUUUCCUUUCAUUUUGAUGUCAAGAAUAUGUUUAAUAUUAAUAUAACCAAUAAUUUUGCCGAACUUAUUGUAAACGUGAGCCAAUCCUGGAUUCAAGACAUCAAGAAUUUUGUGAAUAUGUCGCCCACGAAGAGGACAUUCCGUCACAGAACGCCAUUCAUUCCCUACGCCAUCAAGAAUGAGACGGGAUGUCGACUCAAGUUUCAUUUAAUCAAAGACUCGCAUCAGUCCAACACUAUUUACGACCAGAAAAUGACAAACUCUUGCGAUAACUCCGAUUCAAUUGAUUCGGAAAUCAAUUGGAUUUGUGUCGAACCGAACGAAACGAUUCCUUUUAGUUUUGAUUUAAUUUCUAAGAUUCUGACCAAAACGAGACACAGCGACUCACACGUGGAAAAGGCCCACAAAAUAGUUGUGGUCGUCGAGGGCUGGAAAGCCGUAUUUCCCGUAACCAUCAACAGAGUUGGCAUCUAUUUCCGAGAGGCCAUGUCUCAAGUGUUUAUUAAUCAAACGGCAAGAAUUGUUUUCUCAAUAGAUUUGGAGCCAAAAUCGCGUAAAUUAGUUACCAUUCGUUCGGCUCUUCUUAUCUCAAACAAAACGUCGAAUGCAAUUGAACUCAAAUUUCAAAACACGACAGAAAGUUUGUAUAUAAACUCAAACGCAACAAUUCCGGUGCCCUUACGUCUGGUGCGACACAAAGUACAGGUGCGUCCGUGCGAUGUGGGGGUCAGUACGUGCGCCACUCCUCUCAAUUGGGAACACGUGCGCCGAUGUAGUGAAACGAGCAGUGAAUUACAGGUUUGCACUCCUAUUACAGUGACUCGCAAUCAUCAGCACUCGUCCUAUUCGACCGCUUCUUCCUAUCGAUACUGUGUUUUAGUCGAGAGAAACAGAUUUCCGUUGGAUAUCUCACCGCAAGGUUUGGGUUUGCAGUCAUACAAAGCACAACCGGCGCACACUAUCACUCUUGUGCCGCCCCUACAACUCGCAAAUCUAUUGCCAUAUGAACUCAGGUUUUACAUAUCGGGCACAUCAGUCAUCGGAACCAUCAAAUCAGGCGAAGACGUGUCCAUUCAUUACGUGAAUCCGUUGGACUCGUUUACCAUCGAAUUCUCGAUCGAGAAUUAUCCCAAAUGCAAGCCUUUAAUCAUAACUCCGGGCGCCACUCGUGAUUACGUAACACAUUUGGAUUUGUUUGACAAUUACAACCGUUUGCUUGUUCUACACGUAUUGGUCUCAAUGGUGAACGGCUCGACCUCAGCGCUUGUCAUCAAUAUAUACUCUCCCUAUAUAUUCAUCAACAAAACAGGACUUCCAAUAAUUGUUCGACAAGAGGGCGCUUCAGAAUCUUCGGGACAAUUGCCGGAACACGAGAUCGCGCGAAGCAUUUCUCCCCUAUUGUUCUCCUUCUCAGAACCCGACUCUUCGCACAUGUGUUCACUACGGCUCGGAAAGUCGAAAGGAGUGAACACUCGUUGGUCGACACCUUUCUUCCUGGAAAAGGGAAUAUGUUUUAGGAGUUUAAGAGUCGCACAAAAUGAGUCCCAAAAAGCGGAUAAAGUGUUUGAGUUUGGAAUUGACAUAAGGAAUGGUAGCGAUCGGUAUCGCGACACACGUAUUGUGACGAUAACACCGCGCUAUCAGAUCGAGAAUUUGAGUUCUUAUCGGUUAGAAUUGGCCCAAAAGUGCAUGACUUGUCGCCAAUCGAAAGAGCCCGACCAACGCAUCAGCAUUUUGGCCAAAUCUAAUAUAGCGUUUCAUUGGCCGCGAACCGAUAGGGACCGUCUACUAUGCGUACGAAUCGCAACCCUUUCCAACUGUUUCUGGUCGGGAGGUUUCGCUGUCGAGCCCUCGACUUCAUUCCAUCUGAAUAUUCGCGAUGAGAACCGAAAGUCACAUUUCAUUCGCGUUGAGAUUCUCCUACAGAGCGCCACAUUCUUCGUAGUGUUGACGGACGCCAACAAUCUUCCGCCGCCAAUACGUAUUGAAAACCUGUCACACGUUUCCAUUGACUUCUUUCAGACCAACACCACUCACGCGCAUAUGAAGACACUCAUGAGACCCAAUACACAGCAGUCGUACGCUUGGGAUGAGUCCACUUUGAAGCCUCACAUCACUGUGAGAGCGCCGGGAGGUUCUGUUUCGACGUACGAUAUGAUGAGUUUAGCGCCCGGCGAUCACUUGACUUAUGAGAACUUUAUUUAUAUCGCUUUUAACGCCACGUUUGGCGACGAAGAGUCAGACGACGAGAAAGUGACGGUCAGCUCCCAGUUUGUGAGGGACGGCAUUAAAAGGCAGUUAGUAUUGGAUGUGAUCGAAGGCACAAAUUUAAUAGUUUUGGCGCCAAAAGAAAGGGGAAAGAGAUCACAGUUAUGGCGAGUGGACAGCUCUAAGAGGAUCAUACAUGAAGGCUCUUCACCACCGGUUGAUCCAAACGAUUCAAAAAGAUUAGCGUUUCAUAAAACCAACAAAAACUCUCUGGUAUUAGACAUCGCCAACAUGUGUGCAAUUCCGGGAGAAUUCACUCCUUUAAUGCUGCGACAAAUUGACCCAAAACGAGCUCUGACACAGACGUGGACUUUCACACCCGACGGUCGCCUGUGCUGUCAAUAUCCCAAUCUAUGCGUUCAGGCGAGGGAUGGUAUAAAAGGUCUACGAAUUGGAGAGAAGGUUGUGUUGGGUUUGAACCGUACGGAUCCAUUAGUAGCUAAUAUGACUCCAAUAGAGCAGUCAAUCAGUUGUAGGAGAAUGAGAAAAGGUUCGGGUGUUCUGUCGGUCUCUGUGUUGGCUGACGGGCCGACCCGUGUAUUGAAGAUUAAUGACGUCAAGAAUAGGGACAGAAUUUCGACGACAAGUAAUUCUCAGCUUAAGAUUGAAGACAAGGAAUACGAACGCAAAGGAUUUCUUCGAAACAUUGAAUUAACCUUUUUAUUUACGGUCGAAGAGAUCGGUCUCUCUGUAAUCAAUCACUUAAACGAAGAGUUAAUUCACGUUUACUUUCAAAACUCUAUAUUCGACUUUAAUGUCAAUUCAGACGAAUGUGAUUUCAAUACAUCGAUUCAAAACAUUCAGGUCGAUAAUCAAAUGAGAGGAGCCGAGAAAGCGGUGAUUCUUCAAGUAAACCCUGCCAUCAAUAGCGUUCAAUUGCCAGCCAUUUCUUUGUCAACUCAAAAACAGUUUGUGUCUAACGUUGAGGCAAAUGUUUUUAAGAAUUUUCAAAUUUCCAUCAAAGAUAUGAUAUUCAAUUUGGAAGAGAUUCUGCUGCUCAAGAUCUUAGAAUUCUUAAAAUUUGAUACAUUGGUGGGCGAAAUGGAUCAAAUCCAGAACCACGAGAACACAGCCGCCAAUCGGGCCUUCUCUUCGGUUUUGGCCAAAUCUUCGCGCUAUUACUUCACUAUAUUUCUGAUACAGUUAUCUCAAGUGAAACUCAGUGUCUUCACAACCAGUCAUUUGCCCGCAAUCUAUAACAAACUGAAGAAGAAAUUAGGCAUUAAAUUGAUUCGUUUCGAAGAAGCGAACGUUCAAUUGUCGCCAUUCAAGAAAGUCUACUCAUUGAUGACCAAAAACUUUUUAUUUGACUCCAUUUACAGUCAUUAUAGAGCGGAGCUUAAGAGUCAGGCGGCGAAGAUCUUGGGAUCCGUUGACUUCUUAGGCAAUCCAUUGGGUUUCAUGAACGACGUGACCGAUGGCCUCAAUGAGCUCAUACAUGACGGUAACUUUGGCGGUCUUAUAAUGAACGUGGCUCACGGCAUAUCCGACUCCACCGCUAAAGUCACGUCCAUUCUAUCGGACAGUUUGGGUGUCGUAACUAUGGAUCAAAGGCAUCAAGAGAUGCGCAAACGGAUUAAACAGGAAAGCAAUAGUCAUUUAUCUACCGGUUUUAAGGGUCUGGGCGUUGGUCUUCUGGGAGGCGUCACCAGUAUUAUCACUCAGACCUAUGAGGGCGCUGUCAAAGAGGGUGUGUCCGGAAUAUUCUUUGGUUUAGGCAAAGGAUUGGUCGGAACCAUAACUAAACCGGCGGUCGGAAUGUUGGACUUCGCUUCGGGCGCCGCCAGCGCUGUGCGGGAGACGACACGAAAGGUAUCGACGAAUCAUAAUUAUGUUAUGGGAAGGCGUCGUCCGCCGAGAGUUAAUUCAAUAAACGGUUUAAUACUUAAAUACGAGAGAAAUCAAGCGGAAGGACAGGAAUUCUUCUACAAUUGCGGUCUAAUCAACGACAGGGAAGAAUUCGGCGAAUCGAUUGAACAUAAGAUUGAGUCAACCAUUGAAUUCGAUACACUCGACACGUGUAUCGUUUGGAGCAAUAAAUCCGGUUUUAUCACCAAUUCUACCGACUAUUAUGUGGUCGCCAUUAGAAGUAAUACCAAAUUCACUGAAAUCGCGCAAACGAUUACAAUGAGUCCCAAAUAUUUAUGUGAUAACGAAGAGACGGCUAAUAAUAUAUGCCAUCAAAUCAAUUAUGUCAAACACUCGCACGAAGAAAAGAAAUAUUUUAUUACCAGUUCCUAG